GAGGAAGCGGGCACGAUGGCCGCCCUCCUGCUGCUACCCCUGCUGCUGCUGCCGCUGCUGCUGCUGAAACUGCGCCUAUGGCCGCAGUUGCGCUGGCUCGCGUCAGACUUGGCCUUCACGGUGCGCGCCCUACGCUGCAAACGGGCUCUUCGAGCGCGCGCCUUGGCCGCGGCUGCCGCUGACCCGGAAGGUCCCGAGGGGGGCUGCAGCCUGGCCUGGCGCCUCGCGCAGCUGGCCCGGCAGCGCCCCGCGCACACCUUUCUCAUUCACGGCGCGCAGCGCUUUAACUACGCGGAGGCCGAGCGCCAGAGCAACCGGGCUGCGCGCGCCUUCUUGCGCGCGCGAGGCUGGGACGGGGGACCCGGCAGCGGCGACAGCGGCGCGGGGGGCGCCGGAGAAGGCGAGCGGACGGUGCACGGCGUACAACACGCGGCGGCCGGAAGCGGAGCGGCGCGUCCCGUGCGGGAAGGGGAUGGCGCGGCCCCUCUGGCACCUGGGGCCACCGUGGCGCUGUUGCUUCCCGCCUGCCCAGAGUUCCUGUGGCUCUGGUUCGGGCUGGCCAAGGCCGGCCUGCGUGUGGCCUUUGUGCCCACCGCUCUGCGCCGGGGUCCCCUACUGCACUGUCUCCGCAGCUGCGGCGCUCGCGCGCUCGUGCUGGCGCCAGAGUUCCUGGAGUCCCUGGAGCCGGACCUGCCGGCCCUGAGAGCCAUGGGGCUCCACCUGUGGGCUGCGGGCUCUGAAACCCAUCCUGCUGGAAUCACCGAUUUUCUGGCUGAGGCCUCGGCUGAAGUGGAUGGGCCAGUGCCCGGGUAUCUGUCUGCCCCCCAGAACUUAAUGGACACGUGCCUGUAUAUCUUCACCUCUGGCACCACAGGCCUCCCCAAGGCUGCUCGGAUCAGUCAUCUGAAGGUCCUGCAAUGCCAAGGAUUCUACCAGCUGUGCGGCGCCCACAAGGAGGAUGUGAUCUACCUCACCCUCCCACUCUACCACAUGUCUGGCUCCCUGUUGGGCAUUGUGGGAUGCUUGGGCAUUGGGGCCACAGUGGUGCUGAAGUCCAAGUUCUCAGCUGGUCAGUUCUGGGAGGACUGCCAGCAGCACGGGGUGACGGUGUUCCAGUACAUCGGGGAAUUAUGCCGAUACCUUGUCAACCAGCCUCCGAACAAGGCAGAACAUGGACAUAAGGUCCGGCUGGUUGUGGGCAGCGGGCUGCGGCCAGACACCUGGGAGCGCUUUGUGCGGCGCUUCGGGCCCCUGCAGGUGCUGGAGACGUAUGGACUGACAGAGGGCAAUGUGGCCACUUUCAACUACACAGGACAGCGGGGUGCUGUGGGGCGCGCCUCCUGGCUUUACAAGCAUGUCUUCCCCUUCUCUUUGAUUCGCUAUGAUGUCACCACAGGGGAGCCGAUUCGGAACACCCAGGGGCUCUGUGUGGCCACAUCUCCAGGUGAGCCAGGGCUGCUGGUGGCCCCCGUGAACCAGCAGUCACCGUUUCUGGGCUAUGCUGGGGGGCCAGAGCUGGCCCAGGGAAAGCUGCUGAAGGAUGUCUUCCAGCCUGGGGAUGUUUUCUUCAACACUGGAGACCUGUUGGUUUGCGAUGACCAAGGCUUUCUUCGCUUCCACGAUCGUACUGGAGACACCUUCAGGUGGAAGGGGGAGAACGUGGCCACGACCGAGGUGGCUGAGGCCUUGGAGGCCCUGGAUUUUCUUCAGGAGGUGAACGUCUACGGAGUCACUGUGCCAGGGCACGAAGGCAGGGCUGGGAUGGCAGCCCUGGUUCUGCGUCCCCCCCACUCUUUGGACCUUGUGCAGCUCUACGUCCAUGUUUCCGAGAACUUGCCACCUUAUGCCCGGCCUCGAUUCCUAAGGCUUCAGGAGUCACUCGCCACCACAGAGACCUUCAAGCAGCAGAAGGUUCGGAUGGCAAAGGAGGGCUUUGACCCAAGCGCACUGUCUGACCCCCUCUACGUUCUGGACCAGGCUGGGGGCGCCUACCUACCCCUCACACCUGCCCGGUACAGUGCGCUCCUGGCCGGGGACCUUCGCAUCUGAGAACCUCCACACCAGUGCACCUGAGGGAGGGACUUUGUGAGGUGGGGUUAUUGCAGGUGUAUCAGCCGCUGUCAGGGAUCUCUUCUAUACCAGGUUUGUAAUCUUUAUUUUGUAAUAAAUGUGUCCAGAGCCCAUUUGGCUCUGUCUUUCUCAUCUACAAUAUUCGCUUCCCUGCCUGUCUGUGGAACUGCUUUUCCCGCAGACGUUUUCUCCCGCCCGGAGCCACAGGCGCUCCUGCCCUGGCCAUGUGGCCUGAGCUCAAUGUCUGGACCUCAGUGUUUUUCCUCUCAGGUGACCCCGUGUGAUCCUUGUCCUUGGAAAACCCCUGAUGACUGAUGUCUGUCUGUGCUUGUGGAUAUCCUGUCCCAGUUUCACUCCCUGAGUGCAGGGCCCCCACUGUCUCUGGGGAGCCAGAGGACCCAAGGGAUUGGUUCAAAUGGCCAAAGUGGACAGAGGCACAAAUGCUACCCCUGUGGGCAGCCAAAACAUCUCCACAGACUCACGUGUGGUUGGGGCCUGGGGAAGGGUCUCAACUGGGCAAAACAGAGGUUUGAUUUUGGGUUAAAGGAACCUCCCUCUCCCCUCACUGGCUGGCUUAUCAAAGCCAGCCAGUGAGGGGGAAGGGUGCGGCCACAGCCCCCCAACUCAAAAGUUCCUGAUUUUACCCACUCUUAGUCCUAUAUUCCCAGAAGUAGCAGCCCAGGGUGGGGCCCCUCAGGUUCUGGGGAGACUUUGACUGAGGCCCCUCUUGGAGCAGGGCUCAGAGUGCAUGUAUGCACGUGGUGGCAGAGGGAUGGGGGAAUCAAAAGGAAAAAGGCCUGUCCUCGGCCCCUAAAUGAGGCGUCAAAAAAGUUAAUUAUCAGGGAGUUCCCUGGUGGUCUAGUGGUUAGGAUUUGCGCUUUCACUGCUGUGACCUGGGUUCAAUCCCUGGUUGGGGAACUGAGAUCCCAAAAGCUGCAUGGCCAAAA
Kogia breviceps (pygmy sperm whale) is the source of this 3017-nucleotide messenger RNA. RefSeq names its product solute carrier family 27 member 3 (gene SLC27A3). Gene Ontology annotation, cellular component: endoplasmic reticulum; mitochondrion. The record is from RefSeq and is a predicted model, not a curated record. Gene Ontology annotation, molecular function: long-chain fatty acid transmembrane transporter activity; long-chain fatty acid-CoA ligase activity. NCBI's taxonomy places the organism in Eukaryota, Metazoa, Chordata, Mammalia, Artiodactyla, Physeteridae.